Messenger RNA from Acipenser ruthenus (sterlet), 3964 nucleotides. Its product is annotated as cytosolic carboxypeptidase 6-like. Bases 36 to 461 code for a protein of 141 amino acids. Lineage: Eukaryota; Metazoa; Chordata; Actinopteri; Acipenseriformes; Acipenseridae. The record is from RefSeq and is a predicted model, not a curated record. The transcript has 4 exons.
UUACCGUGGAAACGCGUAGGCAGCGUUGGGUGGCAAUGUGCGUGCUGUGCAAUAUGGAAAAGAAGAUGGAGGAAAACGUCAGAGACCCCGAUACUGGGAGUGAGGCUGGAGGUGAGGACUCUUUAGUGGGCAAUGUGAGCAAGCUGCAGGUCACCCCACCUGGCUACACCAGCCUGCCCAGAAAGGGACACCUCGUCUUUGAUGCCUGCUUUGAGAGCGGUAACCUGGGACGGGUGGAUUACAUCAGUGAGUUUGAGUUUGACCUUUUCAUCCGGCCAGACACCUGCAAUCCACGAUUCCGAGUCUGGUUCAACUUCUCUGUGGAAAACGUACGGGAGUCCCAGGCCCGCCAUGCAGCUACCUUCAGAGCUACAGUGUCGGAGGACCACACAGCUCUACUCUGCUUACAGGCAGGCCCGCAGGUGCCUGGCCAGUCUACAGGAGUCGCUGGUGAGCGGUAAACCAAGGGCACCCUGGCCAAUCUAAGCCCUCCCCACCUUGGGCGGCGCUCGGACAAAUGUGCGCCACCCCCUGGCUGGCAGUGGAAUAGCCUGGACCCAAACCAGCUAUCUCCAGGCUAUAGGGUGCAUCCUGCACUCCACGCGGAGUGCCUUUACUGGAUGCACCACUCGGGAGCCCUGAAAUACCUAUUUUCAGUCUGUGAAAUAUCUUGAAAUACCUAUUUUUAGUCUGUGAAAUGCCAUGAAAAAAAUACAGCUCUAGCCCUACUUACACAUUUAUAUCAGCAUAAAUAUACACACAGAAAUGUAAAAAUCUCUUCUUUUUUUUUUUUGCAAUAAAAAUCAAAGAAGACAAUGGCGCUGGAUAUUUCUUAUUAAUUCAGUCUGAUUUGCAGCAACAAAAAAAAAACGUGAUUUAAAAAAAACCUAAGCAGAGCAUUUGCUUGUUUGGAAACAUGCACUGGAGUCCUCCGCACAUUUGCAUUUUCAUUCUAUUCAGUGGCUUCUACUUAUUACUCUAAAAUUGUUUUUGAAUCUCUAAUUCCCUGGAUGUCUUGCUAUAUUGAAUGCUAUUUGCUUUGUAUUAUUGCUGCCGGGGCUGCUGCGAGAGUUGCUGUCAAUCUACAUUCACGGCUAAUGUUGUUAACUAAAGGCAAUAUUGUUGUUUUCAUUGUAUGCUGUCAUAAACAUUUGACAAUUGGCUGGGAAACACGCUGGAGCAUGCAAGCUCAAAAUUCAGACCCCUGAAAUGAGGAAUUGAAAGUUAGAUAGAGAGCUCUAUCAGAGUAGGAUGUCAAGUGAGCAGAAAGGAAAAUGUCAGUAAACAUGAAAACGAGUUGUACGAGUUAGUUUAUUUAUUAUUAUAACACAAGGAAUAAUGAACACACAGCUGUACACAAUAAGCCUGUAAUUAUGUCAAAGGAUUCUGGUGACGUGACAAACUCCAAGAGAGAAGCUUGAGCCAUCGGAACUCUGAGAUGGAUUGACAGACUUGUAUUUGCAAUUUUAGUAGAAUUGUGUUGUAGCAGAUUUAAAAAUAUGAGGAUACAUUAUAGAACAUUAUACAUUGAAGAAGUUUAUUAAGGGUUUACAUUAUUCUACUUUUAGCAAUAUUAAUAUUAUUAUUGGUAGUGGUACAAGCAGAAAUAACACCCAGUUAUAACACAUAGUCUUACCCAGCCAGCAUUCAUCAUUAGGUAAUCAGAAGCGUGAAUUCAUCCUGAUGGGAGAAAAACAAGUUCUGAACACCUGCUUUACAGACUAAGUCUCGUCAAGACGGUCUACAGAGAGCGAUCUCUUUAAUUAUAGACUCUGUAUAUAUUGACAGCGGCCAGAUUUCAACAAAACAAUAACUGGAUAACCAUAGGUGUCUACGUGAGGACCGCUGUGCAACAGGCAGCAGCAACAGGUAGCAGCCCUUGGCACUCUGCACCCACUGUCAUAGUCAGGUAGAGCCAGUGUGGCAGUUUGUCAAUGGAGCAAAGCAGCACUUAUUCACGGUGCAGCUGAUUAAGUGCCAGCGAGUGCCCGGGGGGAUUUCUCGUUGCUGCUUUAUUUUCUUCCUCCUGUAGAUGACUUGGCUGCUUCCUCCAUGAAUUUUUCAUGACUUCCCCAAAGCAGGCUCCCCUGCCAUGCAGACAGAGUGAUACAGUAUCGAUCUGACUCCUGCCUUUUUAUUCUCCACUGCCUGCCGGCUCUAGCUUGUGAGUCGUGGUCCCUGAAUUCUCAUCAGAGAUUUGAGUUUUAAAUCUGAAAUAGCUGCUGUAAGUGGAGCCUGAUGUUGCUCUCUGUUACCUGUGUCAUGGAAUUAUUACUAACAGGGGACUUUUAUUAUUAUUAAGUUAUCUUAGAAUCUGAUGGGUUUGUUCAGCUUACUGCCUUGCAAUCAAGGUGACCAAGUGUUGAUGUUCAACAGCAGAUCAGACAUUUAACUGGAGAGGCAGUGCUUAAGCUGUGGGAAGCAACAUACCCUAGUGAUAGCAGAUAGAUGCUAGGCAUUGUGACCUGGUGGUUAGAAUUGUAGUUUAGUAUUCUGACAUCUUGGUUAGAGGCGAGUGCAUGAAUAUGGUUACAUAAUUAGAUUUGCACUAAUAUAUUAUUUCCUAUUUAACUCAACGUUUCAUCAGCUGAUUCGGUAAUUAUUCUCACAUUUAUUCAUAGAGAAGCUACUCUCCGAGUGGAGUCUGUAGUGUAGACUGACACCAAAUUUCAGGAGGGGCAGAGACAAUAGCUUCAUAUUACAGACUCAUCAGGAAUUCUGGGUUUCAGAAUCAAACAAUGACAUUUGUAAAUGUCCAUUGUGAAUUCCAUUGCCAAUGAUGUCCUUUUUGUAUCCUGUGUGACUGACAGUGUAGUCAGUCACACAAGCAUGACUAUGAAUGUCUAUACAGUAGGUGGGUGCAGACAUGUAUUCCAGUGUGCUUGGAAGAUUAUAUUAAACAUUGCAUCUGUAAUGAGCAGCAUGAUUACAAGUGGCUUGAACUGUCCCUUAUUGCAAAGUGUUAUCUUUGAAGCAGAGCCUUCUUCAUCAUGUAAUGUCAAUGGCAUGUACAUGCUGGUGUAAAGCCUACUGCAUAUUUAGAGAAAAUGUUACAGAGAAUUAAUUAUUUACUGAUCACUAAAAAAUAAAAUAUUGCUUUUGCUUGUUACCUCCCAUUUGAGGGUGUAUACUUUGCUGCACUGGGGGUGCUGGGAGUAAAAUUGGUACAUCAGCACUCUGCACCACCUAGCUAUGUUAGAUAUGCAAUUCCAAUGUAUUGUGAUGAUGUUACAGGCUGCUGAAGAACUGUGAGCUAAUUGGGAAUGCUCACAUUGUAAAUUUAUUACAAAGUCAAUGGUAUCUAAAUAUGGCAGUAUUGCCUCACUCUUGCUGUUGGCAACUGUUUAUCCUUAAUGCUGAAUGGAUUCAUGUUUUUUUUUUUUUUUUUUUUUUACCUUACAGCAAGGUAUCUACUAUGUUUGAGAAAACAAAUUGUAAAGCAUGUAUAUUAUAAUUUAGAGGGAUACAGGGUAGCAACGAAGGGAACAGAAUAAUAAUAUGCAAUUUACUACAGUCCACCGGGUACAAGAGACAAAUAGAAAUGGUAUUAAAAUGCAAUAAAUGGCCCCCAAGCAUUACCCAAUGUUUGUUGUUUCAAUAACAAAGCUCGACAGUGUUUUCCUCCUUCUUUCUUUUUCAGAAAGUUUAGCGGUUCAUGGUUUAAUUGUUUCAAGGAGAAAGCAGGCUGUUAAUUUUGAGUGUUUUUUCUCUGAUUCACUGUGAAUACUUGUGUACAGUUUAAUUUAGGAGUUUACCGGUCAAGGGAAGAGCAACUUUCUCCAAUUGUAAUCUAUGCCUACUAAAAAAAAUAAAUAAAUAAACAGUACUUUUGUCUACAAGUGACGCACAAAAAGUAUUAUGCAAGUUGUUUCAUCUUUAAUAGAACUACCAUAGGGUACAGUGUAUUUGCAGAAAUGAACUUGUCUAUUGUCACAUUCUUAUUUUUUCUGUGUAUCGAAUCAUA